AUGGGUUUCUCUGACGGACGCCUAUCCUCAUUUCAGGCUCCCUCCCCCCAAGUCCUGCCGACAGCGGAGUGUCGGACGUGGACAGCAGCAGCGGAACGCUGGCAACGACGAGUCCAGGCACGGUUACAAAGCACACCUGUUCCACCCCCGCUGACUCCUGAAUCUCCAAGCCCGAGCGGACUGGGCUACAUCCCCCCGUACUGCCAGACAGGCGUUACACCUCACGCAUCUCAGCACUACAGCAACCGGCCUCCAACAUCAGUUGCCGAACUGCAGCACAUGUUCCCACCCCAAGCUCACUACCGGCCGGGAGGUUCUCUUGGCUCCGUGGUGCCUCACGGGGGUAGCACCCAGGCCAGCUACCUUGAGGCAGCAGCUCUCAAGAGCCCAAGCCACACCCUCGCCUACCCCACACCUCUGGCUCAGCACCAAGGCCUGCCAUUGACACUGACCCCGUGUGGGAGCUUGCUCCAUCCACCUGGCAUCCCCACCCCAGUGAUCGCUCACACACCCAGCGAAGAUAUGGGAUACUUUGUUGAGGACCUCUCUUUCCAGCCACCUACCAAAAAGAAAGGAAGGAAACCAAAAGCAAUGCUGCACGAUGCAGGGGGCCCCCUGAGUGGCCUGGCUUCCUCCUCGUCCUCGUCUUCUCUGAAGCAGCAACGCAAGAGCCGUGAAGGAUCGACCACGUACCUGUGGGAGUUCCUGCUGAAGCUGCUUCAGGAUCGUGACUACUGCCCCCGUUACAUCAAGUGGACCCACCGUGAGAAGGGUGUCUUCAAGCUGGUUGACUCCAAGGCUGUCUCCCGCCUGUGGGGCCUGCACAAGAACAAGCCCGACAUGAACUACGAGACCAUGGGACGGGCGCUCAGGUACUACUACCAACGUGGCAUCCUGGCCAAGGUCGAUGGACAGCGUUUGGUCUACCAGUUUGUCGAUGUACCCAAAGACAUUGUGGAGAUCGACUGCUCGGGGGCGUGACUGGGUGGCGCCAACACCCUGCAAGUGCAGAAUCUGGGACCCCAUGCUACGUGUCUGUGAUGAGGAGAGUCUCUGCCGGCAACCCCCUCUCCACAAGAUAAACAACCCCUACCCCUCCCUUCCUGGCCCAAACCUGCUGGAGCGGGAUUCUGGUGCAAAAGAAGAGAACAUCUGUGCGGGUGCAGAGGCCACUCCACGAUGACAGAGACAAUGGACAUUAUUAUGUUACAACAAGUGAGAGUGGUUUCGCUGCACUUCGGGCCCUCAGAACCCGCCCCAACGACCACAAGUCCCAAAUGGUGCUGCAAGCCCUUCGAAUAGCUGCUGCUUGGAACUUUGUAUUGGCCUUGGCAGUCACUAUUUAUGUGCGGUCUUGAUCGGGGCUGCUGGCUUUGCCUGCGGAGGAAGGAGUACCUGUGCUUUUUUUUUUUUUUCGGAUGGGACAUCCACUGCCUGUGGCGGCCUACUGGUGGACAGGAAUCCAUGUUUCAGAGAUAUCACAAAGCUAUUAUCGACAGAGAGGUACAGAGAGAUACUAUAUAAGAGAUAUACUACCUAUCACAGUUCUAUGUGGACACAGAAUGGUGUUUUCCUUGUGGGUGCAGACCUCAGUUAGAAGAGCUUCUUUUACCAGGGUGAGAGAUAUGAGCCAUGAUUGUCGGUCAUUGGAGCUGUCGGUUUAGUCGGACCUUUUCCAUUGCUUUAACAGGUCAACUUUGACAUACGUGUGUCAUCUUAGCACUUCAUCUGAAACGUUGCACAAUUUGAAUACACAAAACAGCCUAGCUAGAAAUCCUUUACUUUGUCCUACUUUGAACAAAAGGACACGAUUAGAGAACUGGCAACAUAUUGCUCAUACUGUAUGCUCAUAGCGUCGCUGACGAAACAAGGCAGCUCCAAUGCUAGUAGUGCAAGAACAGUGUGCCUGCAGUUUUUACAAGUGUGCAGCAGAAGCGAUCCCUUAGCCAUGACAUUCUUCCGAAGUUCGCGCUUGUACAGCAGGUGUGAAGCAAAUUGCAUUGCUGAUGGGAGCACUCUUAGCAGUCACUGGGCAGAACAAAAGCACCUGGCACCAGAGGAAUUGUCGUGUGUUUGUUGUCGUUGCUCAGAAAGCCUGAGCUCACCAUGUCUGCGCCUGGAACAGAAUUGUGUCCCGUGAUAUCCCCUCUUUGUGCCGAUGUUUCUGGAUGUGUCCUUUGUUCGUUUCCUGCUCCACUUUGUUGUCGUGUUAGGUGCCUGGCCACUACUGGCUGACCAGUAUGGUGUUGUGUUACAAGGAAAUCAAAAUUUCAAUGAUUGGCUCCCACAUACCUACUUUACUGCAUCUCUUCACACAGGAAUGCAGUGAAUGGCAAAAAAAAGAAGCAGAAUCGUCUAAUUCAGAAAAGAAGCAGUGUGUAGCAUGGCUGCGACAUGCAUGUUUGUUGAAGGUGCUGCGUACAGACCUGAGUGUUUUGGAAACGCCGUCACAUGCCGUCCCCCGAUUGCUGGAUACAAUCCACAGCCUUUGGAAGAAUAGGUGGAAAGUGCUUUGAAGUGAAGUGCCGACAGGAAAGUGCUUGAGACUCUUUUUGAAGUGAAGGUCUCCGUGUGAGAACGUUGUUGAGUUUGAGGACGAGUCUGUUGCAGAGUUUAUAUAAAGAAUGCAUAAAGCAAAUAAAUUCUAGUAGCAACCACUUUACACAAACCACAUUGUACAUAAGCUCAGAAUUAUUUGCACACGCCUCUUUUACGAGUGCACGGGGUGGUAUUGGUCCCAACGUGGCAGGGGACUCUGGAAUUAUUGGGGCUAGUUUUAUUUUUUUGCUCAAAAUUCCUUAUCCAUGCGACUGCGUUCUCCGAGUAGUCUUCAGUGAAUUUCUGCCUUGUCUUUCUGGCUGCAAGCUCCAAUAACUUUUCAAAACUUGCUUGACAGCAGGCGAUCCAAAUUAAACUUGAAAACCUAGAAUUACUAGAUGUCUUAGCAAGUCCAGCUGUAGACCUCGAAGAGAAACCAGAGUCCUCGUGACGUUUUUGGGACCCCUACGGCGGCUGAGGGGUGGCCAGAAAACACCGAGUGAUCCUUCCAGUUUACAUUAUUGUACAUAUUAGCCAAUGACAUCAGAACAUAAGACAAUGUGAACCAAUGCUGUACUAUACAGUUGUGUGCACUAUGUAUCUCAAGUCACAAAAAAAAGCAUUUUCAUUGUGGUUUACUUAAUUGAAAGACGUUAUCCUCCAAGAGAAGCAGUGGGAGAGACACUUAAAGAUAUGUGUGUGCUUCACAAGGAUGUGUUUUUCUUUUAGCUUCAUCUUCGCAAAAAAAUAGAUGCCUGUACAUCUUGGGGGUCUUUUCUGUUUUGGUAACAUUGCUUCACCUGUGUCCCCCCGUUUCUCUCGGCUCCGCUCCCUACACCUUUUUUUUUUUUCUUUUGCUCCAUGCAUUGUAUAAACAUGCGACAUCAGUUUUGGCAUACGUCACCUCUCCCCCAAGCGGGCAGAGACAUGGAAGUACACUUGUGAGAUUCCAUGCUUUUAAAAUAUAUUUUCAUGUGUUGUGCUUUGUACAUACCUAUGUCCUAAUAAAUUUAAUGUACUACUUUGGGAAAAA
Rhipicephalus sanguineus (brown dog tick) is the source of this 3571-nucleotide messenger RNA. RefSeq names its product ecdysone-induced protein 74EF. Gene Ontology annotation, molecular function: sequence-specific DNA binding; DNA-binding transcription factor activity, RNA polymerase II-specific. The coding region runs from base 1 to 981 and encodes 326 amino acids. Lineage: Eukaryota; Metazoa; Arthropoda; Arachnida; Ixodida; Ixodidae. Gene Ontology annotation, cellular component: nucleus. Gene Ontology annotation, biological process: regulation of transcription by RNA polymerase II; cell differentiation. The transcript is spliced from 5 exons. The record is from RefSeq and is a predicted model, not a curated record.